AUGGGCAAGAAGCGCGUGCAUCACGGCCGACGAAACGGCGGCCGCAGCGACAAGAAGCAGCGCGCCGAGGGCCAAGCGGACGAGUGGCGAGCCAAUAGGUUUGCGGAUUGGGUCUACGACAACGAACACUUUGACGCGUACUACAAGGCACAGCACAUUGUGGCGGACGCUGAGUGGGACGCGUUCAAGAAAGCACUGGCGACGCCGCUGCCCACGACUUUCCGCAUCAAUCCCUCGUGCUCAUUUGCUGAACGCAUUCGCGAGCGCGUUGAGCAGGACUUCAAGUUCGAUGGCCUUGUGGUCGACGAUGAGCCAGUAGAGCCCAUCAGUCUCAUGCCCUGGUACCCGGACAAUCGUGGGUUCACGUGGUCCGUCGAACGGCGUCGUGUGCGCAAACUGCCGAUUUUGAAGCAAUUCCAGGCCUGGCUCGUUGAGCUCUCAUACAGCGGCAGUAUCACGCGUCAGGAAGCUGUGAGCAUGAUCCCACCUCUUGUGUUAGGUGUAGAACCACAUCACAAGGUACUGGAUAUGUGUGCUGCUCCUGGCUCCAAGACGUCACAGCUGCUGGAGUCGCUGCAUGCCCAAGACCUGUCAACGGGCAAGACCCCUAGUGGAGUCGUCGUGGCCAACGAUGUGGACCUCAAGCGCGCAUACACGCUGGUGCAUCAAUCUAAGCGUAUCAACUCACCCGCGCUGCUUGUCACUUGCCACGAAGCGCAGCACUUCCCGUUUCUUGGUCCGGAUGGGACCGAAAGCGAAGGUGUGUUCGACCGUAUUUUAUGCGACGUGCCAUGCAGUGGUGACGGCACGUUGCGCAAGAACCCGUUGAUUUGGAAGAAUUGGAGCGCCAAAGACGGUAUUGCGCUACACCCACUGCAGCUGCAAAUUGCCAAGCGCGGUGCGUCGCUGCUGAAGGUUGGUGGCAAUAUGUGCUACUCCACGUGCACGUUUAACCCACUUGAGAACGAGGCAGUGGUAUCAGAACUGCUACGAUGGAGCAACGGCUCGCUUGAACUCGUAGAUGUGUCCGACACGUUGCCACUGUUGAAGCGCCGUCCUGGUAUCAGUACCUGGAAGGUGUUGGAUUCACAGCUGAAGGAGCACUCGUCAUGCGAUCCUCAAGUUGAAGAGAACAAGAACGUCAAGACCAAAGACAAAAUUCGUGCUACGAUGUUCCCGCCUACGGAGAAAGAGGCAUCGGAGUUUCACCUCGAGCGUUGCAUGCGUUGCCUGCCUCAAGAUGAAAACACUGGCGGCUUCUUUGUCUGUUUGUUAAAGAAGGUGAAGCCAACUCCUGAUGAAAAGGAGGAGCUUGCUACGGACGAGACUGGUCGAACAGCUAGCCGAACGGAAGAGUCUGUUGUGAAGUCUGAUGAUGUUGACGUGAGUGUCGAUGAAGCCACACCAAGUGAUGCUACAGUUGGUGACGUCAAAGUACUCGAUGACGCGAGAACAGCUGUGGUCAAUUCGCGAAGAACUCGUCGUGACGAUCGUCGCAAUAAGAAAGCUGAGGUGUACAUGGCUUUUGGUAGUGAUAACUGGGCUAACGUGCGCGACUACUACGAUUUGGCUGCUAGUUUCCCGGCAGCACAGUUGAUCACGCGAUCGGAGGAUGCAAAGUCCGUCACGUUCGUGACUGAGAGCAUUACCAUGGCUUUGCUGGAAGAGAUGAAGCGCAAGAAGUUGAAGGUUGUGUUUGCUGGGCUCAAAAUGUUUGAGCGCAAUGAAACGGUCGAAGGUGGCAAGGUCUAUCGAGUGUGCCAAGCCGGCCUAGCGCACAUUCUGCCGUUCAUGAAUCAACGCACAGCGAAAGUGUCGACGAAGGAUUUCCAGAUGAUGCUAGAUCGACUAGGAGACUUGCUGGAUUUCGAUGAGUUUGAGCCUACCACUCGGGAGUAUUUCGAGAAUGCCCCGAUCGGUAGUGUUGUGUGCAUGCUCGACCGUCCGGGCCCGUCGAAUGUUGAAUCGAGGGUGAUGAAUUUGGUGGCUUGGCGAGGUCGUAACUCGGUAAAUGUCAUGGCCACCAAGGCCGAUGUUGCCGCAUUGCUAGGAACGAUGAAGGAAAUGAAGCUAUACAGCUCGGCUGUGCUCGAAGCUGUGUUGGAAGCCAAAAAAGUCAGAGAUGCGGAGCGUGCUGCUCGUAAUGGGGAAAAGCAGGAGGCAAACGAAGCAAUUACGACGACUGACGAGAUGAACGUCGUACCAGUUGUUCAAGACAAGGACGACCAAGAGUUGUGUAUGCCUGCUUAG
Messenger RNA from Hyaloperonospora brassicae, 2250 nucleotides. The record is from the annotation of a GenBank genome assembly. NCBI's taxonomy places the organism in Eukaryota, Oomycota, Peronosporomycetes, Peronosporales, Peronosporaceae.